ACUUGGGAUAAAGAUCCACAGGCGCCAUGGCCCACAGAUAUCUGAUUGAUGUUCGCACACCUGCUGAGUUUGCAAUAAGGGCGUUAACCGGCGCGAUCAAUGUUGAAUAUCAACACAUUGCGCGGUUUGUCGCCCAUGAGAAGAAAGUCCCGAAAGAUGCCGAGAUCAUCUUGUAUUGUAGGACUGGGCGGCGCUCUGCUAUCGCUAAAGUGGAUCUCGAUGCCCUUGGUUACAAGAGGGUACAAGAUCUCGGUGGUUUUGAGGCCGCUCGAGAAGCGCUUAAGCGACUCAGGUGUGAUCAAGCAAAUGCUACUGCUUCAAAGGCGCAAAAUUCUCCCACCAAAGAAGCCUAUCAGUUGAAACCUACUAAGAGCAUGGAUGCGGCACUGGCAGCCUUGAAGAGGUCGCGUUGACCACGUGCGAUUGAAGGAUAUUCUUUUCAAGCACAAAAUUCAUUGAUUUUCAGUCCACUCUAUGGAAACUUGUCAAAGAAGUACAAGCAGUGUCUGUCAUACUACGACAACCAGUGCCAGCCGACGAAUCACAAACCUGGACGCAUUUUUUUCGGAAUUCUGUCAGCGCAGACGCGUGACGUUGCUUUGUCUAGCGUUGUCCUCCUUAAUUCGACCCCUGCUCGCUCUGCUCCCAUGCUGAAAGUUCAAAUUCACAGCGACAGAAGCACUGAAUGUGAUCCAUUAGUUGCCACGCGGUGGCGGGUUCGGGGGUCUUUGGGGAUUCUGAGCCGGCGGUCCCUGUGGAGGGGGUCCUUGAGGAGGUGGAGGUCUCGCUGCGUCACGGACCAUUAAGUGAGGAGGCCCUUGUGGAGGAGGGGGUGGCGGUGGGCUCUGAGCAGGCGGUGGCGGCGGCGGAUUCGCUGCUUCGCGAACCGCCAUGUGAGGCGGCACCUGUUGAGGAGGCUGUGGUGUUGGAGAAGGUGGUGGAGGGCCCUGAGCUGGCUGCGAUGGUGGAGGAGGGUUUAGAUUCCCAGGAGUUGGAGGAGCAGCGGGCAAUGCCAAAGCCGCUGGCAGAAUGGCAAGCAAGACUGCAAUCUUCAUAAUUCUCGAAUGUCGCGCAGCAACGGUCGAUAAGAAGUCCGAUAUGUCGAGUGGGAUUAUAAAGUUGUGGAGUUAUGAUCAGCUCAGCUGUUGUUGCACUUCUCUGAGCGUACCUCAGUGAGUUUAUAUAGACGUUCGACCUCUUGACUGAAUCUCAUCAUGAUAUUGCGCUUG
Messenger RNA from Verruconis gallopava, 1229 nucleotides. RefSeq lists its product as uncharacterized. The record is from RefSeq and is a predicted model, not a curated record. Bases 27 to 413 code for a protein of 128 amino acids. Lineage: Eukaryota; Fungi; Ascomycota; Dothideomycetes; Venturiales; Sympoventuriaceae. The transcript has a single exon.